GCUGCUCCGGCCGCGGCGAUGCCGCUGUGGCUGCGGGAGCACAGCUGGCGCCAGACCCUCACUGCCGUGUACCUCUCGCUGCCCUUGCGCGGCGCCCGGGCCACCGCCGCCAACAUCUUCUGCAGCGAGCAGUACCUGAAGGUAAGCGUCCCUCCCUUUUUGUUUGAAGCCGUUUUAUAUGCUCCUAUUGAUGACACAAACAGCACAGCAAAGAUUGGAAAUGGAAACAUUUUCUUCACUUUGUAUAAAAAGGAACCGGCCAUGUGGGAUUCCCUAACUCUAGCAAAUGCUGACAAGGAGAAACUACAACAUCUAAGAGAGAAUGCUGUUCUAAAAGCCCAAGAAAAGGCAAAAGAGGAGACAAAAGCAAAAAAAAUUACAAAACAGGAACACAAAAAAUAUGCUUUGGAGGCCACAAUGAAGCUAGAGGAAGCAGAAAGAAAAAGAAUUGAAGAUCUAAAAGAAAAGGAGCGGGAGAAGGUCACUAAAGAGUUGGAGUUAUGGAAAAACCAACAAAAAGAUGGUGAUAAAUACAAUAACAUCCAGACAAAAGAGGAAUUACAUCAAGAAAUAGAGUCAUUAAAAGAGAGAAAAAGUGAAAAAAUGAACAAAACUCAGAUUCCUGAUGAAGGAAGUUCUAAGACAAGACUCAAAUCCACAAGAGGUCAUGGUUCCUGUAGUAUAUUUUCACAGGAUUUAAAGGAAGAACAGUUACCAGCUCCCCGAGCUGCUGCUACAAUUAAAGUCAACUUUACACCACGAGUUUUUCCCACAGCUCUGCGAGAAUCUCGUGUUGCAGAAGAGGAGGAGUGGCUACAUAAACAAGCAGAAGCUCGAAGAAUAAUAAAUUCUGAUUUAUCUGAGCUGGAAGAUUUAAAGGAAGAGGAGAAGAAUCCAGACUGGUUAAAGGACAAAGGAAACAAAAUGUUUGCAAUGGGAGACUACCUUGGGGCUGUAAACGCCUACAACCUUGCAGUGAGGCUGAACAAUAAACUCCCCAUGCUGUACCUGAACCGUGCUGCUUGCCACCUUAAACUGAGAAAUUUGCACAAAGCUAUUGAAGAUUCCUCCAAGGCUCUGGAACUGUUGACACCACCUGUUCCUGAUAAUGAGAAUGCUCGAGUGAAAGCCCAUGUGAGACGUGGAACAGCAUUUUGUCAGCUGGAAUUGUACACUGAAGGCCUCCAGGAUUAUGAAGCAGCUCUCAAGAUUGAUCCUAAAAAUAAAAUUAUAGAAAAAGAUGCUGAGAAGAUUCGACAACUAAUUCAAGGAGCAAUGCAAAGUUCUUAAUUAAAAAAAGUAUAAAAAAGAAACUUUGAUACCUUUGAGGACAUCAGACGGAAUCUUAGUGUGUGUUACCUAGACAUUGUUCUGCUUCACUUGGAGCACUUACAAAACUGGUAAAAGAUUGGAUAUAUUAUUGGAAAGUAUAGUAUUAUAAACAUGAUUAGAUAUAUUUUAUAUAAUUUUGAUAUAAAGUUGUUGUAUUUUUGCUUUUUGUUAGCAUUCUGUAUUGCUCUGACAAUCUGAAACCCUGGACUUUAGGUGGUUCCUUUUUGUUAAGUGUUCUUUCCAAACUGGGGCCAUUUCAACUAUACUUCUUUCAGUAGCAGUUUAAGCAGACUUCUGAAUUUUCUGCAUCAGCCUCUUUCCAGAAUACCAUUUAUGACUGAUUUCUGUCUUUAUAAUAAAGGAUUAUAUUAUUAUGCAGAUA
Messenger RNA from Serinus canaria (Common canary), 1714 nucleotides. RefSeq names its product dynein axonemal assembly factor 4 (gene DNAAF4). Bases 19 to 1290 code for a protein of 423 amino acids. The transcript has 9 exons. Gene Ontology annotation, molecular function: nuclear estrogen receptor binding. The record is from RefSeq and is a predicted model, not a curated record. Gene Ontology annotation, biological process: heart development; inner dynein arm assembly; cilium movement. Lineage: Eukaryota; Metazoa; Chordata; Aves; Passeriformes; Fringillidae.